This is a messenger RNA of Metopolophium dirhodum (rose-grain aphid), 975 nucleotides long. Its product is annotated as BRCA2 and CDKN1A-interacting protein-like. The record is from RefSeq and is a predicted model, not a curated record. Gene Ontology annotation, cellular component: nucleus. The transcript has 6 exons. The coding region runs from base 1 to 945 and encodes 314 amino acids. Lineage: Eukaryota; Metazoa; Arthropoda; Insecta; Hemiptera; Aphididae.
AUGCAAUCUAAAUCAAAUCAUGUCACGACCACGAGGGCAAAGAAACGACGCGCACUAGCCCGCAAGAACAAAUCGAAAAUUCGACGAACCAUAGUUCGUGCUGUAUCGAGCACCAACAAUAACAAUAUUAAGCAGAUAUUUAACAUUAAAUUUGCUAUCCGCUAUCCAAAAUACUCAGACUUUAAUAGUAUUAAACGGUUUUUACUACAACUUUUCUUAAAAGUCAAAGUUGAUCUACCUGAUAUGUCUUCAGAAUUGAUUAAACAAUCCAACAUUAGCAUAGUGAUUAAGCAAGCUUUUGACAGCGUGAAAUGUAAAGAUAAUUUGAAUACUUCUUACAACCAAGUAUUUGGAAUAUCUUCAAUUAUCAAUAUUACACAGCAGAGAAGUGAAAGUAUAGCAAAUGUACACAACUUAAUGUUGAUCUUGAGUGAAAAACAUGGUGAUAAUGGCACAAUGCAAUUUGUAAAUAAAUUGUUGAGUGAUGAUAAAAAUCAAGUUGGAUUUUUGAUAAACGAAAGAUACUUAAACAUACCUCCAUCUAUAUCCGGGCCAUUAUUUCGGAUCAUUUGCAAGGAAUUGUCCAAUAAAAGAACUGAGAACCCAUUAAAUAAUUUUGCUUAUUUGUUUAUGAUAUGCAAACUGUACAAAGUGGAGAAAAGUAAGAAGGGAAACAUAUAUGUUGAAGGCUCGCAAAUAUUAUGGAGAAAUGCAGAAGAGCAGUUCUUUGACAUAGUAGCAGAUUACAAGUUCGAAUAUUGUGUACAAAGUGAGAAUUGUACUGACCCAGCAGGAAAGUGGGUAGAACUCAAUAAUUCCAGAAUGAUUCCUUUUAGACGUGUGCUGAUUUUCUCAAUGAACAAAUUCUUUUUGGUAACUAAGAAACUGGAAUCUUUGUCGGCGCCUAAAGUUAUUAAACGUCACAGUGCAUACAGUCCUGAUUAAUGAUCAGCUUGUUUAUCUUCACGAAUCAUG